AUGCCCCCUCCCUCUUGUACUUACAAACAUACACAGAGCUGUGAUCACCUCCUGCACAUGUGUGUGUGCCAAAAGGCUACCGAACAGACCCCUCCCCUGGCCCCUGACAGCCAGCUCCGCUGCAUGAACUUGGCCACCCGUCACAGCUGCGUUAAGAUUGAGGGAUGGGGGGCCCUUGUAUCCAGCUGGAAUGGAAGUGCAAGCUGGCCAGAUGAAGCAGACAGUAACAGAGGAAGGGGAGAAGCCUCCAGAGACUUUGCAAAGUUAUAUGAGCUCGAUAAUGAUCCCAAAAGAAAAGAGUUUUUGGAUGACCUUUUUACUUUCAUGCAGAAAAGAGGGACCCCGGUCAAUCGUAUCCCCAUCAUGGCCAAGCAGGUCCUGGAUCUCUACAUGCUCUAUAAACUGGUGACAGAGAAGGGGGGACUUGUGGAAGUCAUCAACAAGAAGAUCUGGAGAGAAAUCACAAAAGGACUCAAUCUGCCUACCUCCAUCACCAGUGCAGCCUUCACCCUGCGCACACAGUACAUGAAAUACCUUUACCCAUAUGAAUGUGAGAGGAAAGGCCUGAGCUCUCCGGGGGAACUUCAGGCAGCCAUCGACAGUAAUCGCCGCGAAGGCCGUCGUCCCAGCUACAGCAACAGCCUCUUCCGCUUUUCUCCUUCACCCAGCACAGCUCCCCACAUCCUUUCACCUCCCAAGAUGCACCUCUCUGCUCUGGGAGCCGGUGCAGGAGCCCUCAAUGGCCUGCAGCCUUCACCAGGACCCUCUCUGAAAAAAGAGGACCUGACCCCUUCCAUCAUGGCAGCAAGACCAUCCAUGGCUCUGGCCCUAGGGCAUCAGCAGGUGGCUGGUUUGGCUCGAGCUGCCACUCUUGAGCAGCUGAGGGAGAAGCUAGAGACCAGUGGUGGAGUUGAGGGACCAGAGAGAAAGAUGGCUCGCAUUGCAGAGGAGCAGCAGCGCCUCAUGCAACAAGCUUUCCAGCACAAUCUACUUGCCAUGGCGUCCCAAAUGCCCAUGAAUUUGCGGCUUGCACCUCCUCCUAUUACUGCCAGAGAAGAGAAGCCACAGGACAUGUCUCUGAGUAUCUCCACCAAUGGGAACGCCAGCAUCACUGUUUCAGUGGAAGUUAAUGGCACAACCUACUCAGGAACCCUAUUUGCCCAGAAGACUGGAGUCAACCCUAUGGUCUCGGCUGCUGCUCCCUCUGGUUCUCCUGCUGGAACAAGCUUUAGCUUCUCUGGUCCAACUGCUCACACCCUCAGCCCUGCGUCUUCCUCUUCAUCCAAGGGUCCUGGCUCGGCUGAGCCUCUUCCUGGGGGGUCUCCCUGA
Knipowitschia caucasica is the source of this 1329-nucleotide messenger RNA. NCBI's taxonomy places the organism in Eukaryota, Metazoa, Chordata, Actinopteri, Gobiiformes, Gobiidae. The record is from the annotation of a GenBank genome assembly.